UCUAUAAUCGUUCAACAGUUUACUUUUAAAAGUCGAGGUUUAUAUUUCAUUUGGAAUCAAUAUUAAAAUCAAUAUGAAAUACUUUGCUGUUUUCGCGCUGCUGUGUUGUCUUUCAGGAGCAGCCAUGGCCCAAGUUAAAAAUCCAAUUUGCGCCGAGGAGUUCGGUGCAUUUGGAGUCUGUCACGGCAGGAUUCCGAAGUGGACCUAUCGCCGGGAUACAAACGAGUGCAUCAACUUUUUUUACACUGGCUGUAAGGGAAACCAAAACAAUUUCGAAACCAAGCAGCAAUGCGAGCAGUCCUGCAAAAAGUAGGAGCUAUCUGAAUAUUCUUCAUUCAUAAUAUCAUAUUAUAUUUUUGUGGCAAAAUAAAACCUAUUUUUACCUGACAA
Messenger RNA from Drosophila biarmipes, 390 nucleotides. RefSeq names its product chymotrypsin inhibitor SCI-II. Bases 74 to 313 code for a protein of 79 amino acids. The transcript has 2 exons. Gene Ontology annotation, molecular function: serine-type endopeptidase inhibitor activity. Lineage: Eukaryota; Metazoa; Arthropoda; Insecta; Diptera; Drosophilidae. The record is from RefSeq and is a predicted model, not a curated record.